GCUGUGAUCAUCGGGCAGCAUUUGAAUCCAUACCGCAUUAUGACGAAUAUAUCAAGUUCAAUAUUAAUUUUAAUCGCUGUUUUAUUUAAAUCAUCGGUUGCAGGUGCAUUGGAUGGAAAAUCUCAAAAUGGUGUUCAUGGAAAAUCUGAAAAUGGUGUUCACAUGAAAUUUGUUAUGCCAGAAAAUUCUAGAAACCUCGGAGUCACCAGCGUAGCUCAAGUGACGUCACGGAAUGGCAAAGUUUCAUCCAUGAGCGGCAUCCAUUACUAUCCUGUAGCUGAUCAAAAGAAAGGAAAUAUAAACAGUUUUAGUAAAGACAACAAAAUAGCACCACGUGGCAUGUUUGUCACAACUUACAGAACAGGAUCCAACCCGCCAGUAACCAAAGUUUGGAGCUCAGAUUCUGAAAUGCCCAAUUUAAAUCCUUGGUUAUUUAAUCCUCCUAUUGUAUCUUUAAGGGGAAUGUUUCCCGAUUUUUCUGAACUACAUAAUAUGGCAACACCUUGGCCGUUGAGGCAUAUUCGUAACGCGCCAAAUUACAACUUAUGGAGGUAUCCCAUUUACGACCCGUUUAGGAAUAUGUGGUGAAUUGUGUUAACUAGUUUUAGUAUAGGUUUUUAAUUGUUAAUGUUAAAUAUAGAUAUUUUAUUUAUUAAAAUGCCUUUACAAUG
This is a messenger RNA of Colias croceus (clouded yellow), 671 nucleotides long. RefSeq lists its product as uncharacterized. Lineage: Eukaryota; Metazoa; Arthropoda; Insecta; Lepidoptera; Pieridae. The transcript is spliced from 2 exons. Bases 40 to 588 code for a protein of 182 amino acids. The record is from RefSeq and is a predicted model, not a curated record.